Xenia sp. Carnegie-2017 is the source of this 2178-nucleotide messenger RNA. RefSeq names its product protein mono-ADP-ribosyltransferase PARP14-like. The coding region runs from base 1 to 2178 and encodes 725 amino acids. The record is from RefSeq and is a predicted model, not a curated record. Gene Ontology annotation, biological process: negative regulation of gene expression. Gene Ontology annotation, molecular function: NAD+ poly-ADP-ribosyltransferase activity; transcription corepressor activity. The transcript has 3 exons. Gene Ontology annotation, cellular component: cytoplasm; nucleus. NCBI's taxonomy places the organism in Eukaryota, Metazoa, Cnidaria, Anthozoa, Malacalcyonacea, Xeniidae.
AUGUUCAUAGAUGGACAUAUAUUGAUGUUGCAGGUAUUAAGAAACAUCAUCAAGAGUUGCUUACAAAAAUGUCACACUCUUGGCAAAAAAUCCAUUGCUUUUCCUGCUAUUGGAACAGGAAUUUUGGGCUUUCCGCAUAAAGUUGCAGCUAAAAUAUUUUUUGAAGAGACCAAGAGAUUUGAGAAAACUGUUAGCCAAUGCAAGAUUAAAGAAGUUAGCUUCGUUUUGUAUAAUCAGGAUGUGAAAUCUAUCCAAGCAUUUCAGAAUGAAUUGAAGAACCAAGUGGAGUUUAAUGAGAUUGAAGAACUUCCUGAUAAAUCUCAAACAAGAUAUCUAGUAAAACCAGGUCAGGCAAGCAGCAGUUACCUUGUGAUACAAGUUGGAGAUGAUAAAAAGAUAGAAAUUGUUCAAGGUGACAUCACUCAAGAAAGCACUGAUGUUAUUGCGUAUUUCAGCAAUCCCAGUCUCUCUAUGGAAAGUGGUGUAAGAAGAAAAAUCAUGGAAGUUGGUGGAAAAGUUUUAGAUGACGAGUGUAAAUUAAAACUUUUUACUGGAAAGCCAAAAAUUGGUGAUACUGUAUUGACAAAUGCAGGUAAUCUUAAAGCAAAAUGCGUCGCUCAUAUGAUAGCACCAUACUCUCCGAACUAUAAAGAUAUUGAGCAAAGUGUGGAAAAAUGCCUUAAGGAAAUUGAUGGACUAAAAUUCGAGAGUGUUUCGCUUCCAGCCGUUGAAACAGGCAAUUUCAAGAAUGAUCUGGUAAACAGUGCCAACGCCAUCUUGUCUCCUGUCAUUGGUUUUUUUGUUACAAACUCGAGCUCACUUGCAACAGUUCGUAUUGGGUUGCAAGAUGAAGAAAUGUUUUCAGCGUUUAAGGCUGUUGCAAAAAACUUUGAACAUGAUGAUGAACGCGGGAUAGUCAAAAAAUUAAUGAGGUAUGUUUGGAAAUCUUUGGAGAAGCCAACAGUUUUGAGUGUUGUAGAAAGAAAACUGGAAAUUGACAAAAAAAUCUACUUAGUAAUUUAUGGCAACGGUAGAAAAGUUGUCGAUGAUGCAAAGGAUAAAAUAAAAAAUUUUCUGAAAGAACAGACAAAAACCCAUAAAAUUGAAAGUGAAAUCAUUGAUACACUCUCUAAGCAGCAGCUCGACAUGAUACAACGUAUAUGUCGAGUGAGGAACGUCAAUGCAAAGGUAGACCAACGUCUUUGUCGUAUCAUCUUGUCCGGACAUGCGGACAAUGUUUUCAAAGCUGUUCACGAGAUUUUUCAGUAUUUUAAAUUCAUAACCAAAGAGAAUGAUGAGCAACAAAUAGAAGAUUUGUUCACCAGCUUUUCUAAGUUGGUGGCACAAACAGUUCAGUGGUGCUACGAAACCUCAAAUGGCGAAGAGGAGGAGUACGACAUCAAGACGAAUGCAAUCAUUGAACAUUCGUAUUCAAAAAACAAAAAAUCUGUUAUUUUUAUGUUUGAUGGCGACAAUCAUGAAAUUGUUUUUCACGACAUGCAAAUGACGAAUUUGACAAACAAUGCCACUGUAAACGUGACCAGGAAACGUCUUCAAUCCGAAAGAGAUGAUAUAGCUGUGCCUGAUUAUUGGGACCCGCAGCCAGUUGAUGCAAGCAAUAAAGAAGUUGAAGUUCAUCUUGUUAAAUUAAUGCAAAAUAACCCAAGGCAAAAAGACGAAUACGAUAAAAUUACGAGUCAUUUUCAACAAACGGAAAAGAAGCAUAAAAUUAUAGAAAUUCAACGCGUUCAAAAUCCUUCUCUGUUCAAACAGUAUUUCUUUAAGAGAAAAAGCUUGGAUGAGAAAAAUGGAAGCAACGAAAUGUUUUUGUUUCAUGGAACACGUUUUGAUACAGUCCAUAAAAUUAACAAAAAAAAUUUUAACCGUGCUUUUGCUGGAAGUGAGAACGCUGUGUAUGGGAAAGGUGUAUACUUUGCAAAGAAUGCAUCCAUGUCAGUUGGUUAUGCUUCCGCGUGUAGCUCUGGAAAGCGUUACCUAUAUUGUGCAAGGGUUGCUGUUGGGGAAUACACCCUUGGUAAAUCCGAUAUGGUUGCUCCUCCUCAAAAGAACCAGAAUGAAUCUUAUGAAUCUACCGUGAAUGACGUUAACAAACCCACAAUUUUUGUUCUCUUUCAUGAUAGUCAAUACUAUCCAGAAUAUUUGAUCACAGUUCAGUAA